AUGUCGGCUGCCGCUGAGAAGAAAAAAGAGGAACCGACUAAGGUGGAGGAACCGGAAGGAGAGGUUGAGAUUGAUAAGGAGUCAUUGAGUGCGAUCGAGCGGGAGGAGCUUGAGUUCCGCAAGGACACGGAGAUUCAAAGGAUCUUAAAUGCCUUCAAACUCGACGCAUAUGCUGUCCUGGACCUCCAGCCGGGUGUUCCUGAGUCUGACAUCAAGAUGCAAUACCGAAAAAAGUCGCUACUGAUCCACCCUGACAAGACCAAAAAUCCACAAGCGCCAGACGCUUUUGACCGUCUUAAGAAAGCGCAGAACGAAUUGAUGGAGGAAAAGACCCGGGUUAGGCUCGACGAAGCUAUUGCCGACGCUAGGAUGCUAUUGAUCAGAGAGCGAAAGUGGACUGUGGAUCACCCCGACCUACAAUCCGAGGCCUUUAAGAAGGACUGGAGAGAGAAAACAAAGGAGGUCCUUAUCGAUAAUGAACUAAGGAAACGAAAGCAGAUGAAGGCACAGAUGGCUGAGGAGGGUCGAGAACAGCGGAAGGCCGACGCAGAGAUCGAGGCGAGGAAGCGGAAGCGGGAGAACGAGCAGGCAUGGGAAGAUACCAGAGACCAGAGAAUUAGCUCAUGGCGAGAUUUCCAGAAGGGCAAACAACCUGCGAAAAAGAAGAAGAUGAAACCGAUUGGUUAG
Orbilia oligospora ATCC 24927 is the source of this 687-nucleotide messenger RNA. RefSeq lists its product as uncharacterized. The record is from RefSeq and is a predicted model, not a curated record. NCBI's taxonomy places the organism in Eukaryota, Fungi, Ascomycota, Orbiliomycetes, Orbiliales, Orbiliaceae. The coding region runs from base 1 to 687 and encodes 228 amino acids. The transcript has 4 exons.